Pieris macdunnoughi is the source of this 408-nucleotide messenger RNA. Lineage: Eukaryota; Metazoa; Arthropoda; Insecta; Lepidoptera; Pieridae. The record is from the annotation of a GenBank genome assembly.
AUGCUCGAGCGGUUAAACAAUUUCAACAACGUGAUGUUUAGUGAUGAGGCCAAUUUUCACCUUAAUGGUCAUGUGAACAAGCAAAAUUGUCGGUUCUGGUCCGCGACUUAUCCCCGACGCAUGCAUGAACGCCUACUUCACAGCCCUAUGCUUGUCAUGUGGGCUGGGAUAACGUCAACCGGUAUUGUUGGGCCAUACUUAUUUGAGGACGAAACAGGGCAAGCGAUGACGGUUAGGUUAGGUAAUUCUUGCUACAUGAUAACAGCCUUUUUGUGUCAGCUUUACAAGAACAAUACCAAUACCUCGAAGGUGUGGUUUCAACAGGCCACAUGUCAUACGGCUAGAGUAUCCAUAGAGCUGCUGAAAAAUGUUUCCCGCAAAACUCAAUUCGACAAGGGGGGAUAUUGA